Molecule: messenger RNA, 1026 nt
Organism: Cooperia oncophora
Lineage: Eukaryota; Metazoa; Nematoda; Chromadorea; Rhabditida; Trichostrongylidae
Source: the annotation of a GenBank genome assembly
AUGGUCAUCUUGCAGAGAGCUUCGGCCUGUCAAUUAGGCUAUAUGCGCCAUACAGUAAACCUAAUAUGCACACAGCGAGACAGCUGCGUAUAUGAGUACAACGAGGAAAUCAGUUUCAAUAGACUCAACUCAAAUUUGUGCAUACAAAUUAACCAUGGAAACAAAACCGUAGGACUGAUCAAGGUCUACCAUUACCCAAUAAAGCUUACGUGCUCCAAGGUAUCUCGUUUCUUCACUAGAGAUUCGGUGCCGAAGAUACACCAUUCUCUACGAUGUCCGCAAAUGGGAUCGUGCUAUGAUGAGAGGUGCAGCAGUUUUCGAAGAAACGAAGUCAUUCCAGAAUUAAGCGACACUGCAAGGCACCCAGGAUAUUCUACCUGCGCAUCAUCCUGCGGAGGACUCGGUUGCGGUUGCCUAUUACCUCUACCCUCAUGCUCAUUCUAUAGGUUCGUCCAUGAACCUAUAUCUGAGGUCGCCUAUGAAGUGGUAGAUUGUUCGGAAUGGAAACCAGUAGUUACGGUAGAAAUCCAUACGACGCUGUACAACGUUGCCAAAAGAAGCCGAUAUGUGCUGCAGCCAUACGUUGAACAGAUAGCGGAUGACUUAAAAAUGACCGUAGUUUCUAUACAAAAUCCUCGGUCACCUAUGAUGGACCGAAGAUUCGCCGUGAGUUCCAAGGACGCGGUCAUGAUACCAGAGAAUUACAAAAUUCCUGUUGAAUGCGCAACAGAAAAAGCAGCCGUUAAUAACUACGCCAAUUGCACUUCUCAUUUUGAGUGCAUCUGUCACGACUCAGCUCGUGUCGAAAUAGGCAGGUCUGAGACUCCGCGUUCCUCACAAGAUUCAAAUCAAUCUCUCACAGACAAGGUCCACACUAACUUAAUAACCACUGCCGAUUACUCAACAGUGAAGAUAUCUAUGAAUACUAAGAAAAGGAAAUAUAUCUUAUUCCUUCUCAGCCGAAGUCGUCUAUUAUUGCAAUCUACAGCGGCCCCAUCAUAUUAUUGUCAUAAUUUGAGUACGUGA